AUGAAAUCUAUCUUUUGCUCUCUGCUCUUGCUCAUCCCACACGUGGUCGGGGCACCUUUUAAUGCUCGAAUGGCUUCGAAAUCAUCUAAGCCUCCGUUUUUUAUCCUGGCAGGUGAUAGCACAACUGCAAAGCAGAGCUCGAAUGGCGGAGGAUGGGGAGACGGAUUUCUGAACACAACAUUGUUCAAUGGAGCAUCUGGUCAAAACUAUGGUCAUAACGGGGCCACCACAGUCAGCUUUCGCGCUGGCGGAGACUGGGAUAAUGUUUUGGCUACGGUCAAAAAUACAAGGACUGAAUAUCAUCCUUUUGUGACAAUUCAAUUUGGACAUAAUGAUCAGAAGCCGGCAGCCAAUAUUUCGAUCGCUCAGUAUACGGAGAAUCUGGAAAGGUUUGUGGCAGAGGCUAGCGCCGCGGGGGCCACGCCAAUUCUUGUCACGCCAUUGUCUCGUCGCAAUUAUGAUAGUUCUACCGGGACUCCUAAGAUUAUUGAGAGUCUUUCCAACCAAACAACAGCCACAAUAACUGCCGCGCAUAAUAGUAGGGUCAACUUUAUCAAUCUAAAUAAGGCUAGCACCGACUACCUCAAUGCCAUCGGACCAACAAACGCUUAUACCUACAAUCUGAAUGCGGCCGACUAUACGCAUCUGAAUGCUAAAGGAUCGGUUGUGUUUGGAGGUAUAGUGGCGGAGCUGAUUGAGCGUGAAUAUCCUAACCUGAAACAUGAUGGAUUCCUACACGUGAAAAACGAGCUGAAAGAUGACGUGGAGAGGGGCAUCUAUUACUGGCCAGCAUGA
Molecule: messenger RNA, 795 nt
Organism: Penicillium manginii
Lineage: Eukaryota; Fungi; Ascomycota; Eurotiomycetes; Eurotiales; Aspergillaceae
Product: rhamnogalacturonan acetylesterase
Exons: 1
Coding region: 1-795 (264 amino acids)
Molecular function (GO): hydrolase activity
Source: RefSeq, a predicted model, not a curated record